AUGCUUAUACGUGCUGUCACAGAUCUGCUGGACAAGACGAGCAAACCUGCAUCAGAGAGUGGUGGGUACCGCCGCCUACGCAUAUUCUCAGGUACUGUGCCUACUCCGGCUGGAGAGGAGCAGUUUGACCACUGGUUGGAACAAGCUUACCUGAUGGUUGAAGAAAGUGAUGGUUCUGACAAAGAUAAAAGGAGAAGGAUCAUGGAAAGUUUAAAAGGCCCUGCUCUUGAACUAAUCAAAGCUAUACGCCUUUCUGAAGCUGAUGUCUCUGCAGACAAGUGUUUGGAAGCCCUUGAGAGUGCUUUUGGCCUAGCUGAGUCUGGGGAUGACCUGUAUUUCUCCUUCAGACUAUUACAACAGCAACCAGGUGAAAAGCUGUCAGACUUCCUGAGAAGGUUAGAACGCGCCCUGGCCAAAGUUGUGCAGCGAGGUGGACUACUGGCUAAAGACAUGGACAGAGCGAGAGUCGACCAGUUACUGAAAGGUGCGGUGAAUGCUGACUUAAUGCUGUUACAGCUCAGAUUAAGAGAAAGAAAAGCCAAUCCUCCAAUGUUCCUUGAGCUACUGAAAGAAAUCCGUAAAGAAGAAGAGUAUGAAGCUUCCAAAGUAAAGCUGAAACAGUCGGUUCACACAGUCCAUGCCAAAGUUCAAGCUGAACACAAGCAAACAGAAAUCCAAAAUCUAAGAGCGGGAUUAAAGAAGUAA
This is a messenger RNA of Knipowitschia caucasica, 705 nucleotides long. NCBI's taxonomy places the organism in Eukaryota, Metazoa, Chordata, Actinopteri, Gobiiformes, Gobiidae. The record is from the annotation of a GenBank genome assembly.